AUGUGGAGGAAUGAAAACCAGAGACCAACCUCAGUUAAAGUGUUAUUCAGGUUGCUGGAGCCUGAAAUCAAAGCAGAGUUUUGUCUUUCUGCAGGCUGUCUCUCUGUGCCUCUGUUUAAUCAAAGGAAAAGGAGCAGGCUGCCUUUGACGUCUAAUCCCUCAGAGAGCGAGCUCUUCACUACCAGCCCCUACAAUGAGACACAAACCCCCUCCUCUUCUUCCUCCGCUCUUCCCCCUUUGGGUCAGAGUGGUCAGUGGAACCAGGGAGCCUCCGUUUCAUCACAGCAAGCCAGCAUGAGAUCUGCUCCUGGACCCGGUGUGGCGGGACGUGGAUAUGCACCUUUGCCUCACCCCAAAAAACCUGCCUAUGUCUGGUCACAGACAGCGCAACAGAAGCCUCCAGCGAGACAGGAUUCAAUGCCAGCAGUUGGAUCCCAGCUUCGUGGUGGUUUUCCAAGGAGCAGUUCGGUUUCACUUGGCCAGUCCAGAUGGUCCAGCUGCAUCCAGAAUCAACAGUCACUUAACAGACCGACACAUUCCCCCAGAAUGCUGUACCGCCCCCAGCAGUGCAUCCCCACAGCAGCAAGCAGUCAGGGUCCUGGAGCUCAGAGCCACGGUGGAAAGUGGAACUUCAGACCUGUUGGACAGUCCUCCACUGGAAUGUGGACAAAAGAAAAGACGGACACCUCAAGUGUCCAGACCACCUCUCAGCAGCAAAAGCCCCCUUAUGACACAGUGCUGCAUGUUAUUACUGCUGUUAUUGAAGGCAUGAAGCACUGGAGCCAGUACAAGAACAGAGUACCAAUGCUGUUUGAGAUAUUUGCUACUCUGGACUCUGCAGUUACAGCUGGAGAACAUGGAGCAAAGAAAUUUCUCAUGAGGGACGGUAAAGAGGUGGUACACUGCCUUUACUAUGAAAAUGAUCAAACACUGCCCAGACUGAUUAGAGGUCAGGUGCAUCGCUGCGUUGGAAACUACGACAGCCACAAAGACACAAUGACUUGUGUGUCAGUCCGAGCUGCUUCACUGUCAGAGCAAAGGAAUGCCCUGGAGGCGGUGAGAGUAUCAGAUGCAAAAAUGAGGGAUGCGGUGCUGGCUCUCAGUGAAAUGUGAUGUGGAUGGAGUGAGUAACAGGAGAAAGAUUGACCUAGCACACUUAUACUGAAGUUAGGGUUGGUUUAGGUUUAGUUGUGAAGUAGUUAAAGAAUGAUCUGCAAUGGUCAGUGAAUGUAAAACAAUUUGUAUCUGUAUUUGGAGAAUUUGAUUUACUUUGCAAAUUAGAUUCAUUAAUAAUAUUUAAUUUAUAUGCAUUUAUAAAAUGUAAUUUAAAAUGCAUUCAGAAUAUUUUAGUUACUUUUAUAUGCAUAUAUAAUCCUGUGUUAUAAUUUAGAUGCAUGUAAAUUUAGUUUUCAUUGAACUAUGCAUACAUGGUUUAUUUCAAUUUGUGAUCAUAUAUCUUAUUUAUUCACAUUUUUGCGCAU
Molecule: messenger RNA, 1481 nt
Organism: Puntigrus tetrazona (Sumatra barb)
Lineage: Eukaryota; Metazoa; Chordata; Actinopteri; Cypriniformes; Cyprinidae
Product: spermatogenesis-associated protein 22
Exons: 7
Coding region: 1-1113 (370 amino acids)
Biological process (GO): meiotic DNA repair synthesis; gamete generation; homologous chromosome pairing at meiosis
Source: RefSeq, a predicted model, not a curated record